Molecule: messenger RNA, 3783 nt
Organism: Dreissena polymorpha
Lineage: Eukaryota; Metazoa; Mollusca; Bivalvia; Myida; Dreissenidae
Exons: 6
Coding region: 589-3705 (1038 amino acids)
Biological process (GO): regulation of transcription by RNA polymerase II
Cellular component (GO): transcription regulator complex; PcG protein complex
Molecular function (GO): RNA polymerase II cis-regulatory region sequence-specific DNA binding; DNA-binding transcription factor activity, RNA polymerase II-specific
Source: RefSeq, a predicted model, not a curated record
ACAUAUGAUUAACCAGUCUGCUCAUGAAAAAAACUAGAGCAGAAGAUAAAAUAUGUAAUAUUUCAUCUCGUUUCUCAAGAUGCUUGUGCAACAUUUUUUACUUGUCAUGUAGAGAUGUGAUAUACAAGAAUCUAUUUUUAGCCGUAAAAAAGUGCAUCAGCGUUGCAGCUGUUAGAGCACUGUGCACUUCUGCAUUUUAAUCAUUAUAACUUCAGUUUGCGUAACAGAUUGACAUACAGACUGUUACAUGGUGUUAGAUUAUUUUAAUUAAGUGAGGAUUUUUUACUUGUGUGCUGUAUUUGUUUUUAAAGUGUAAAAAUAAAUAUUUGGAUUAAUAAAAAGUGAACAUAUCUGUUUUAGGGAUUUAAUAUUCACACUGUACAGGAGGAAUAAUCAUAAAGAGGACUGGUGAAGUUGCAGCCAUCAGAGUGAUAUUAUGAAUGAUAACAGUGGAUACCAAUGUAGCAGGAAAGGGCACUAAAAGGGACAGAAAUAAAUUCGCAAUCUCAAUAGCAUUUUGCGGUAGAGAGAUUAUAGGUAAAGUGCAAUGAAAUGUGGCUAUAUUCCUCUGCUAGACCCCUUUAAAUAAUGUAUCGUCCAGGAAUGGGUGUUGAUCCUUGGUAUGAAAAUUUCAAGUUUUUCUUGACAUACUGGUUGCUGUCAAAUAACAAUCGUGAUCGUAUGGGUGAUGCUGAUCAGCUGCCCCCACCACACCCUCCCCCAACCACUGGGGGCCCCACAACCACAGGCCACGGGUUCAUGACUCCUCACAACAACAACAAACCGGGCGGUGAAAACCAUUCUGCACAAAAUAACACAAAUCUUCAACAACAAAACCCUUCAGCAAAAUCUCCGUCUGGUAUUCCGUCCCCAUCAAGUAGUGAAAACCAUGGCAACCCAUCAACAGUUCACUGGGAUAACCUUGGGGACAAGAAUUCCCACUCGUUAGAAUCUCCACGUCAUGGCCAGAACCAUAACGGCCCUCUGCCACCUCUCUCAGAAACCUUCAAUGGAAAUCUGAGUUCCUUUAAACAUACGAUAUCCCAUGGGCCUCAUAACCACAUACCACACCCUGGCAACCACCCUAGCAACCAUCUUGGUCACCACGGUAACGGUCCAGGUACGAGCAACUCAAUGCUCCCGGAACAUAUCAUUGUGGACAAGGAUCGGCGGCACGUCUGCCCGCACUGCUACAAGGGCUUCCGGAGUCGCCAGCAGCUGAACCAGCACAAUCUGGUUCACUCUGGCGUGCGCAAGUACCACUGCCUCUACUGCGAGCGUUCCUUCAAGCAGCUCUCUCACCUUCAACAACAUCAUCGAAUACACACAGGAGAAAAGCCAUAUCGAUGUCCGCUAGACGGCUGCGACAAAGCCUUUGCUCAAAUGUCUAAUCUCCAACAUCACAUGCGCCAGCACGACAAGACCACAUUUGGACAGAAACAGUGUAUGUGUCCCUUCUGUGACCGGGGCUAUGCCAGUGAGAAGAGUCUGAAAUCGCAUCUUAGUAAAAUGCAUCCAGACUCUAAAUUCCUUGGCAUGGGAGGACAGCGCAGUGGGCUUCCACUGUCAGAAGAUCAAGGUCACUCCAUGCUUACUGGCUCUCAGAGCCGGAUGAUGCACUCAAACUCCCUUCCCAUGAUGCAUGCCUCUAUGAAGUCACCCCUAACCCCUCCUGGAGGCCCGCUUGAACUGACUGUAAACUCACAUUCUCGAAACAUGGGCACUGACAGCCGUAAAUACAGUCUCGAUUCAAAUAAAUUCCCCAUGGUUGGAGACCUGCCACAUGAUUCAAAAAAUUUCCAGCGCAGUUUGUCAGAACGUAUUCCGGACAGAGGCCCUGAAAAACUUGAGAACAUACUUGAUCAACGGUACGGAUUUCAGAACCAUUUCCGUGAGGUUAAUCGAUUUGGAGAUCGGUCCUUUGAGCCAUUUUCCCCUUCAAGACUUAAUGAGGCCGUGCGGUCCUUUGAUUUUAAAGAAAUUGAGGCAAAACUUUUGGAUCCGAGUUUGAGUGGGGAGAAGUUUCAAAGAAUGGCAGAAAACUUUAACGAGUUCCGCUCUCGGUUUCAAGAUCAGAUGUUUCGCCGUGAUGGAAUGCGCCAAGGAGGGUAUCAGAUGGAUGGGCGAAAUAUGCUGCCAGAAAUGACCGAUCGAAAUUCGUUUUUUAACAGCCGUAGUGAUAACAAUGACUUGGCCAAUAGGGAGCGGUUUGAAAUAAGUAGAAGUUUUAACAGCAUGAGUGUGAAUGAUGUGGAUAAUUUUGGUAAUAAUCGUGAUGACAAUAUGAGAAAUCGCAAUCGAGAUGAGAUGGGCAGUAGGAAUGAUUUAAACAGCCCGAACUACCAUCGCGGUAGAGAAAGCGCUGCUGAAAACAUGAGCAUGAACAUCAAGAAUCAAAUGGACAUGAGGCGGAACAAUCUAGGACUUGAACAGAACUCGAGCAUUAGAAACAAUGCAUUGAGUGCGGACAACAUUAUUUCAAGGCCGGGCGAGUUGUCACACCCAGACAACCCUCAUGUUGUCAGCGAACCACGCCCGGCUAUUAUGUCUGCCAGCGAGAGAGAAAUGGCCAUGUCCUCGAGGCAUUCUCAUCAAAUGAAACCAACCAGUCAGAGUGAUCUCAUGGCUUUGCGCCAAGGGCAACGGAUGGAAUCAUUGAGCGAGACUGAGAUCAUGUCCCUGAGACAACAGCAGUGUCGUAGCAUGGAAUCAAAUGAAGCAGAAAUGUUGUCGAUACGACACAGACAGAGUAACGGAUUAAAUUCAGCGAGCGAAAUUGAAAUGAUGCAAAUGAGGCAUAUGUCACAAAAUGGCCUGGAGUUGCACAAUGAUACAGACAUGAUGUCUUUGAGGCCAAUCCCUGGCUCACAGAUGGAAAAUAACAAUGAGCAAGGAAUGAUGCCGCUACACAGGAGGCGUGCCGACCUAGGCACAAAUGUCAUGAAUACUCGAAUGUUUGCUAGUCACAUGGAUAUGGAUGGUAUGAGAAGCAGCUGUCAUGACAUCAGUCCAAGACCUGGAAUGAUGAGCAAUGGCCCUAACCGUGUGGAUGGAGUCACUCACAUGGAAAUGGUGGAGAGAAGCAGAGAACAAAACAACCUGAGCUAUGAAGGCAGAAUGCACAGCAGUACCGAUAUUAUAAAGUCCUCACAAUCCGAAUAUGGUAUGAUGUCUAGGAAUAGCAUGAUGAUGAGCCACGAGAGAGAAAAACGUCAGCACAGACCAGAAGAUGUUGGCAUGGAAACGGGAGUCAAAAUGGCCACCAUGGAAGCAGAAAGGAAUGUUUCCACGCCAAAGUCUCGACUGGUCAGCACAGGUAACAUCUGUAGUAAUAUGGAGGUCAGUAGCACAAAUCAAGGUUACCUGGAGAAAUCAUCAGAGCAGCAUCUGCUAAACCAAGACAGUGUGAUUCAGGACUCCAUGAAUUUGACACAGUCUGGUGGUCUUCAGAAUUCAAUGAUCAAUCAUCAUGGGUCUUCAAAAGAAAACAGCACCUCGGCUAUGAUGGAUGAUGGUGAUAUUGAUUUUGACGGUAGAGGCAAUGAGAAAAAUUCUUCAUCUCCUAACAAUUUAUCCGACCCGAAUAUGAUUCGGCAACGAAAGCAACGAAAACCAGCAAAUCCACAGCAUGUGUUCAUGCCUUCUCUUGACCACUACACGAGCUUUGCUGUUGACGAGGGGGAAGAAUGUUCACCACUUAUUUAACCCUUUCCCUUUUAGAUACGCAUUUUGAUGCAUUUUAAGUCUAUUAGAAAAUUAUCAUUUAAUUUAAAACCUUUCUUA